GAUUUACACGGGAUGUGUUGCCCUUCUCCACGACGUCAACAGUUUUCUCGACAAGUAGACAGAAAAUCAUGACUGAGAUCAUCCCAAUUCCUGAGCCCAAGGGCUGGCCCAUUAUCAAUCAUUUGGUAGGGGUCAUUGAUAACGAGAAUCCGACUGAGUCUUUCAAACAUCUAGCAGAGCAGUUAGGGAGGAUUUACAGGCUUCGUCUGAUUAAUAUACCCAUCACAUUUGUUUCUAGCUACAAAUAUAUAAAUGAGCUAUGUAAUGAGAAGAAGUUUCGGAAAGUCCCUGGAGGGAUAUUUAAGGAAUUGCGAGAUGCAGCCAACGAUGGAUUGAUCACGGCAUAUCUUGAUGAAGAGAAUUGGGGUAUCGCCCAUCGAGUGCUCAUGCCUGCAUUUGGACCCUCUGCUGUUCACGGCAUGUUCGAUGAUAUGCAUGAUAUUGCCGCCCAGCUCACCAUGAAAUGGGCCAGGUUAGGCAAGUAUGAAUCAUUUGUCCCAGCUGAGGACUUCACACGUCUCGCGAUGGAUACUCUGGCAUUAUGUUCCAUGGAUUAUAGAUUCAACAGCUUUUACGGGCGCGAGACACAUCCUUUCCUUGAGGCGAUGGCUAGAACACUUCUAAGGUCGCGUUAUCGUGCUCGACGCUUAAAUAUUCCCAUUGUUAAGUUUUUCUAUCAACAAGAGACGAAGCAGUGGUAUGAAGACAUCGCACUCCUGCGGGAAGUUUCGGAUAGCAUCAUACGUCAUCGAAUUAAACAUCCCAGUCCUCGAAAGGAUUUAGUCGCUGCUAUGUUAACGCACAAGGACCCAAUGACAGGAAAGGUCAUGACAGAAAAGAGCACGACUGACAACGCCUUGAGUUUUCUUGUCGCUGGACACGAGACAACUGCGGGACUGCUCUCUUUUACACUGUACUAUCUGCUCAAAGAUCCUCGGGUCUACAAUAAGGCUCGGGAGGAUAUCGAUAAUGUAGUUGGAGAAGGCCGCAUUCGAGUAGAGCAUCUUUCGAAAUUACCCUACAUCGAAGCAAUACUCCGCGAGGUCCUCCGGCUGGAACCACCACUGCCGGUAUUUUCGGUCCGUCCUUACGAAGAUACCUUGGUCGAUGGUCGCUUUCUCGUAAAGAAGGAUGAAGGUUGCGUUCUCCUCCUCAAGCAUGCUCAUCGCGAUAAGGAAGUGUACGGUGAGGAUGCGGAUGAGUUCCGACCCGAACGUAUGCUCGACGAACACUUCAACAAACUCCCACCCGGGGCCUUCAAACCCUUUGGAAAUGGACAAAGAGCAUGUAUUGGCCGAAACUUCGCUCUCCAAGAAGCAAACCUGAUGCUCGUCAUGCUUCUCCAGAACUUUGACCUCGCUUUGGAUGAUCCAUCAUACGAACUGCAAAUCAAACAGACCUUGACCAUGAAGCCCAAGAACUUUAAGAUUCGGGCUAAUUUACGAGAUGGAUUGACUCCGAUUACACUGCAGCAGCGAUUACUCUAUGGGACUUCGACUUUAACAGCAACUCAAGAAGCUCGCAAGGAAUUGCGAAAUGUUGCUGCAACGGCUCAAUUCAAGCCCUUGACAGUUCUCUAUGGAUCGAAUGCCGGCACUUGUGCACAACUGGCACAACUUCUAGGAUCACAUGCUCGUUCCCACGGUUUCAACGCCGUGACUAUCGAAACUCUCGACGCCGCAGUGGAAAAAGUACCCAAUGACCAUCCUGUCAUUUUCAUCACCACAUCCUACGAGGGUCAACCCACAGACAACGCCAAGCGAUUUUUCUCUUGGCUAGAGACGUCCUCGGGAAAAUUUCUUGACGGUAUCAGUUAUGCCGUUUAUGGUCUUGGACAUCAUGAUUGGGUUUCCACGUUUCACAAAAUUCCUAAGGCCCUGGACGCUCGAUUGGAGCAAGCUGGUGGAGAGCGUCUGCUUCCACUCCAACUUGAUGAUGUUGGUGACUCUGAUAUUUUUUCCGCCUUUGAUACAUGGGAGGAAGAUGUGUUCUGGCCAACAUUGGAGAAGCAGUAUGGUGUUAUCAACGCGAAUCAUGAGAGUCAUGAUGUUGAUGAACUUGAUACUAAGCUAGUGAGCCUUCGAAAAACGACCUUGAGCUACUUUGUCUCCGAAGCCCAAGUUGUCAGCUCCAAAAUCUUGACUGCCCCUGGUGAGCCAGUCAAGAAACACCUCGAGAUUAAGUUGCCAGCCAACAUGCCAUAUCAAGUCGGGGAUUAUCUUCUUACAUUACCGAAAAAUCCCCCUGAGACAGUCGAACGAGUGUUGAAGCAUUUUCAAAUCUCUCGCGAUACUCAGAACAAUACAUUUCCUAGGAUUGAAUCCUAUACUCUCACCACCGUGGAAUCAAUCGAGUCGUAUGUAGAGCUGAGCCAUCCCGCCUCGAAAAAGGCCAUGGCAGUACUAGUUGACGCUACAAAGAACGAGCAAGUCAAACAAAAGCUACAAGAGAUGGCUAUGGAACUGUACUCAUCUGAGAUUGAGAGCAAAUACAUUUCUGUUCUGGAUUUGCUCGAGGCGUUCCCUGGCAUUGAAUUAUCAUUAAAUUCAUUCUUGGCACUCCUUCCACCACUCAAACUUCGUCAAUAUUCCAUUUCGUCCUCUCCAUUGUGGAAACCAAAUCACGCCACCUUAACUUUUUCCCUCUUGGAUGCGCCGUCACUGGCACACCAAGGACGACAUCAUGGUGUAGCAACUUCGUAUCUCAACUCCUUGCAGAAUGGAGAUUCCGUCCGCGUUGCCGUCCGACCGUGUCACGAUGCUUUCCGACCCCCACUUAUCACGGAAGAUACUCCUAUUAUCAUGAUCGGCGCCGGUUCCGGCCUUGCACCCUUCCGCGGCUUUAUUCAACAACGAUCACUUCUCACUCUCAAUGGCGCCAAACUCCCAAAAGCAUAUCUAUUUCAAGGCUGUCGGGAACCUGGAAACGAUGAUAUCUAUGCUGAUGAUUUAUCAACGUGGGAGGAUGAAGGGGUUGUCAAAAUUCAUCGUGCGUAUAGUCGCACACCUGAGAAAGCGGGUGGAUAUAAGUAUGUACAGGAUGUGGUUCUGGGAGAGAGUAUGAAGAUUGUUGAGUUGUGGAAGGAGGGGGCGAAGUUGUAUAUUUGUGGGUCACAUAAAAUGGGGGAGACUGUCGCAGAAGCGGUGCAGAAGAUUCUUUCUGAGGCUGAUCUUGUGGAGGGGGAGAAUGUGAAGUGGUGGUGGGAGAAGAUGAGGAAUGACAGGUAUGCAGUUGAUGUAUUUGAUUAGAUUAUCAGUCGGUAUAUCCCAAGAUAAUACUGCAUGUAGGCUGGGAAAUUUUGAUGAACA
Molecule: messenger RNA, 3308 nt
Organism: Botrytis cinerea B05.10
Lineage: Eukaryota; Fungi; Ascomycota; Leotiomycetes; Helotiales; Sclerotiniaceae
Exons: 5
Coding region: 69-3248 (1059 amino acids)
Cellular component (GO): cytosol
Molecular function (GO): aromatase activity; heme binding; flavin adenine dinucleotide binding
Source: RefSeq, a predicted model, not a curated record